This is a messenger RNA of Lactuca sativa (garden lettuce), 1157 nucleotides long. Its product is annotated as Serine/Threonine-kinase. NCBI's taxonomy places the organism in Eukaryota, Viridiplantae, Streptophyta, Magnoliopsida, Asterales, Asteraceae. The record is from RefSeq and is a predicted model, not a curated record.
UUCAGAUCUAAAAUGUAAUAUAAGAAUGCGAUGAAUAUACAAGAAAUUGGAAAAGGUAGAAGCUAGUUGGGGGUUUUAUGUAAUUUCACUGAAAAGCAAGAAAUCCAACUUUGCCUUUGAAUUUUGAACUCUCUCUCACAGUCGGAAUCAUGCCUGCCACUGGGAAAGCAAAAGGGGUGGGGAUAUGGGGUAUGAGAUAUCAAUAAAGAAAAGAGGUCCAUUUGACAACCAAUCUCCAUCAUCAUAUCAGAAAACCAAAAAGCUUCAUCAUUUGUCAUCUACAUGAACUCCCUUCCUUCAUAUCUCCUCUCCACUCCUCUCCACCACCAUCUUCAUGCACAUCAUUGCUCAUCUGUUCAUGCAGGAUCCCAAGAACAAAUCUGCAACUACCAGGAAGCCUUGGUAUCAAAGAGCAAUGGAGAUCGCGAGUCUCUGGAAAGUCACUUAUCCAAAAUCAACCAAGAUUCAACCGCCCAACCCAAACCCGACUUUAAGGAAAAAUCUUUCAACGGCUACAAGAAACAAUAAUAAUCAAAAUACCCCAAACAGACAAAAGCUUAGAAAGUCGACUUCUUUGAAAGUUGCCACUUCAUUCACGAGAGUCUGCCUGUGUGUGCCUAUAUCUUCCUACACGGAGGUCUUCCAAGCUGAGGUGGCAGUGGCACCUAGAAGAAGCAACACGUACCCAAGAUCAAAACCAUUUCCAAAUUGUGUAGUACAAGAUCGGCCAAGAAUGAGCACAGAAGGAAGAAGGAUAUUUAGAGGAAAAUCUUUGACAGACGAUGUGUUGAUGAGGAGAUUUGUGGUGGAAGAAGAGGCGAUGAUGCAAGUCAGGAGGCGAAAUGAAAUGGAAGUCAUAAGAAGGAGAAAUGUUAAAAGAAGGAGAAUGCUUGGUCCCAGCCCUUUAAGUAGAAUGGUUUUGGCAGAAGAGGAAGAGGAACAGGAACAGGAUGUGUUUUAACUUUUUAAACUCUGCAAAUUAUGUUGUUUAUGCUUCCUUCUUUGUUUUGCCUUUUGGUUUGUGACAAAAUUGCAAUGUUCAUUUGCCUGCAACUUGAAUUGCUUUCAGACCCACCAAAAGGAAGUUGAUUCAAACAGAGAUCACAAAUUGUAACAAACAUAUAUAUAUUUAUAAUAUAUUCAACAUCAUCAUAACA